Fukomys damarensis (Damara mole-rat) is the source of this 2237-nucleotide messenger RNA. RefSeq names its product ring finger protein 220 (gene Rnf220). The coding region runs from base 118 to 1872 and encodes 584 amino acids. Gene Ontology annotation, molecular function: metal ion binding; ubiquitin protein ligase activity. The record is from RefSeq and is a predicted model, not a curated record. Gene Ontology annotation, biological process: protein ubiquitination. The transcript has 15 exons. NCBI's taxonomy places the organism in Eukaryota, Metazoa, Chordata, Mammalia, Rodentia, Bathyergidae.
GUCUUGGAAGGGCAUGAUUCCCCAGUAAUAUUCCCAGCCCUGAUCCAAGGUGCCACUCGGCCUCCCUCCCAGGGAAGACUGCUUCUUGUGUGACGCCGGCCAUUGAAAGUGACUCCGAUGGACUUACACCGGGCAGCCUUCAAGAUGGAGAACUCAUCCUACCUUCCCAACCCUCUGGCAUCCCCAGCACUGAUGGUCUUGGCAUCCACAGCCGAGGCCAGCCGGGAUGCUUCUAUCCCUUGUCAGCAGCCACGACCCUUUGGUGUACCUGUCUCAGUAGACAAGGAUGUGCAUAUUCCCUUCACCAAUGGCUCCUACACCUUUGCCUCUAUGUACCAUCGCCAAGGUGGGGUGCCAGGCACUUUUGCCAAUCGUGAUUUCCCCCCUUCCUUAUUACACCUCCACCCUCAGUUUGCCCCCCCUAAUCUAGAUUGCACCCCAAUCAGCAUGCUGAAUCAUAGUGGUGUAGGGGCUUUCCGUCCCUUUGCUUCCACUGAGGACCGGGAAAGCUAUCAGUCAGCCUUUACGCCAGCCAAGCGACUUAAGAACUGCCAUGACACAGAGUCUCCCCACCUGCGCUUCUCAGAUGCAGAUGGCAAGGAAUAUGACUUUGGGACACAACUGCCAUCUAGCUCCCCCGGUUCACUUAAGGUUGAUGACACUGGGAAGAAGAUUUUUGCUGUCUCUGGCCUCAUUUCUGAUCGAGAAGCAUCAUCUAGCCCAGAGGAUCGGAAUGACAGAUGUAAGAAGAAAGCAGCAGCACUGUUUGACAGCCAGGCCCCAAUCUGCCCCAUCUGCCAAGUCCUGCUGAGGCCCAGUGAGUUGCAGGAGCACAUGGAACAGGAACUGGAGCAGCUGGCCCAGCUGCCCACCAGCAAGAAUUCCCUUCUGAAGGAUGCCAUGGCUCCAGGUACCCCCAAGUCCCUUCUAUUGUCUGCUUCCAUCAAGAGGGAAGGAGAAUCUCCGACAGCAUCACCACACUCAUCUGCCACCGAUGAUCUUCACCACUCAGACAGAUACCAGGUGAGGAGGGGAGCUAAAGAAUUGAUUGUGAGGGAUGAAGGAGAAAAUAAGGUCAAGGGCAACUCUCAACUGUCCAACCGGCAGACCCGACUGAACGCUCGGAUUGGGAAAAUGAAACGGAGGAAGCAAGAUGAAGGGCAGAGAGAAGGCUCCUGCAUGGCUGAGGAUGAUGCUGUGGACAUUGAGCAUGAGAACAGCAAUCGCUUUGAAGAGUAUGAGUGGUGUGGGCAGAAGCGGAUACGGGCCACCACUCUCUUGGAAGGUGGCUUCCGAGGCUCUGGCUUCAUCAUGUGCAGUGGCAAAGAGAACCCAGACAGUGAUGCCGACCUGGAUGUGGAUGGGGAUGAUACUCUGGAGUACGGGAAGCCACAAUACACAGAGGCUGACGUCAUCCCCUGCACAGGCGAGGAGCCUGGUGAAGCCAAGGAGAGAGAAGCACUGCGGGGUGCAGUCCUAAAUGGUGGCCCUCCCAGCACGCGAAUCACACCUGAGUUCUCUAAAUGGGCCAGUGACGAGAUGCCAUCGACCAGCAAUGGUGAAAGCAGCAAGCAGGAGGCCAUGCAGAAGACCUGUAAGAACAGCGACAUUGAGAAAAUCACCGAAGAUUCAACUGUGACCACAUUUGAGGCUCUAAAGGCUCGAGUCAGGGAGCUUGAACGGCAGCUAUCUCGGGGGGACCGUUACAAAUGCCUCAUCUGUAUGGACUCGUACUCGAUGCCCCUAACGUCAAUCCAGUGUUGGCACGUGCACUGCGAGGAGUGCUGGCUGCGGACCUUGGGGGCCAAGAAGCUCUGCCCACAGUGUAACACAAUCACAGCACCCGGAGACCUACGGAGGAUCUACUUGUGAGCCAGCCACCCAGGCAGGCCUUGCCUUGAGCAGCCCUACCUGCCCCGAGCCUCUGUGUGACAGUGACCCUCUCCCCUUGUACAUACUUGCACACAGGUUCCCCAUGUACAUACAUGCACGUACACAGGACUGUGGAGGCUGAGGCCCAGGCCCCACCUGUUGGCUCCCACCAAACUUGGCAUCCAGAUCUGUUCCAGCCUCUGCUCCCAGGAUGGGGCAGGGAGGUGACGGCCAGGAGUAGUGGGACAAGACUCCUGAGAUCCAGCUCCCAGACUGACAGACAGACACGCAAACACCAGACUGAAGCACAUGUAAUAUAGACUGUGUAUGUUUACAAUGUUGUGUAUAAAUGGGACAACUCCUUC